This is a messenger RNA of Phragmites australis (common reed), 687 nucleotides long. RefSeq lists its product as uncharacterized. NCBI's taxonomy places the organism in Eukaryota, Viridiplantae, Streptophyta, Magnoliopsida, Poales, Poaceae. Bases 1 to 687 code for a protein of 228 amino acids. The record is from RefSeq and is a predicted model, not a curated record. The transcript has 2 exons.
AUGGAUCGUCGCGAAGCCUGGAAGCAGACCGUGAGAGAGUUGUGUUUUGGCAAUGACUCUUCCGAUGAGGAAGAUAAUUUGUUCCUUGCCACUGUGAGCGCCUUGCAUGAGUCGGAGGCAUCACAGCGGGGAGCUUGGGGUGGUUCAGUGCCGGGCCGUCGGCGUAUCCAGCGGAAUCGCCUGGAGGGCCAUCAUAGGUUGUUUAAUGACUACUUCGCCGAUCACCCGGUGUACCCCGAUUACAUCUUCCGUCGCAGGUUUAGGAUGAAACGUGACCUAUACCUCAAGAUUGUGCAGGCAAUUGCGGACCAUGACCCGUGGUUCCAACAGAGGAGGAAUGCUGCAGGAGAGCUCGGCCUGUCGGCGUUUCAAAAAGUCACUGCGGCGUUUCGUAUGCUCGCAUACGAUGCUCCUGCCGAUUCUCUCGAUGAGUGCCUCCAGCUAGGGGAGGCAACUAUCAUUGAGAGUAUGAGGCGGUUUGUGCGAGCCGUCGUCGGGGUAUUUGGCGACGAGUACCUCCGUGCUCCGAACGAGGAGGACACCGCGUGCUUGAUUGCUGUAAACGAGCGAAGAGGGUUCCCCGGGAUGCUCGAAAGCAUCGACUGUAUGCAUUGGAGGUGGAAGAACUGUCCGACGGCGUGGUCUGGUUCCUUCACCGGCCAUGUGAACUCUCGACGAUCAUUCUAG